This is a messenger RNA of Oncorhynchus keta (chum salmon), 2961 nucleotides long. RefSeq names its product E3 ubiquitin-protein ligase RNF123. NCBI's taxonomy places the organism in Eukaryota, Metazoa, Chordata, Actinopteri, Salmoniformes, Salmonidae. Gene Ontology annotation, molecular function: ubiquitin-protein transferase activity. Bases 240 to 2663 code for a protein of 807 amino acids. The record is from RefSeq and is a predicted model, not a curated record. The transcript is spliced from 24 exons. Gene Ontology annotation, cellular component: cytoplasm.
AUGUUUUGCGCUCAGUGGUGUUCUUCUACAUUAAGACUCCUCUGAGGGUGAAGGAGGCGGGACUAGAGGAACUCAUCCCCACCACCUGGUGGCCCACACGCUUCGACAAAGAGGGAAAGGAGUCUAAAGAUGAGAGUGCAGAGGAGAGGCUGAGGCGCCGGGCCUACGAGAGAGGCUGUCAGAGGCUUAAGAAGAGGAUCGAGGUGGUGGAGGAGUUGCAGGUUCAGAUCCUGAAGUUGAUGCUUAACAACAAGGAUAAAGGAACGGGUGAAGCAUCGCGGUACAUAUUCCUGAAUAAGUUCAGGAAGUUUCUACAGGAGAACGCCAGCAACAGAGGGCACCCCACAGCGCUAUGUCCUCCAGAAUACAUGGUGUGUUUCCUGCAUCGGCUCAUCACGGCCGUAAGGAGCUACUGGGACGAAGGGAAGAUGAGGAACCCUGGCUGCGUCAGCAGCGACGAGGCCUAUGUUCCGCCUCAGCUCUUCUACAAUGGGAAGGUGGACUACUUUGACCUGCAGCGACUUGGAGGCCUUCUCUCUCAUCUGAAGAAAACCCUCAAAGAUGACCUGGCCUCCAAAGCCAACAUCCUCAUGGACCCGGCUGAGAUCCAGGCUACCUCUAUGGAUGAUUUGGAUGAGGAGGAGGAGAGUGGCUCAGCUCAGAGGCCUUUUGGAGCGGUGGCUAUGGGUGGUGCCCUGGCCAGACCCAGCUGGCUCAGUUCUCCCACUCUGGGCCGAGCCAAUCGUUUCCUGAGUACUGCUGCCGUCAGCCUCAUGACUCCCAGGCGACCCCUGGCACCCCCGGAGAAAGUUAAAGUUCGCACCCUGGCCGUGGAGCAGAGGACGGAGGAGGACAUCGAGGGAAGCCAUGGUAACGACGGCCUGUUGCUGGGGCGACCGUUGGAAGAGCCCGACCAUCCAAUCACAGAGAAGUCCCUGCUGGAGAUUUUGGAUGGGAUUGUGAUGAUGUACAACCUGAGUGUUCAUCAACAGCUGGGCAAGAUGGUGGUGGUGUCAGAUGACGUCCAUGAAUACGCUGUGGCUCUGAAGGACACAGAGGAGAAGAUAGCACGCUGCCCAGCAAGAAGACCAGACAUCUUGGAGGAGCUGCAGAAGAGCCAGAAGGUAUUUGCUGAGAAGCUGAAUCACCUGAGUAGGAGACUGGCCUGGAUCAACGCUACCAUCUACUGUAAGGAUAAGAUGCUGGAUGUGUACUGGCUACUGAGGGUGUGUAUACUCACCAUCCAGCACGCUGACAACACAGGAACGUUGUUCGCCUUCGCCCCAGAGUUCUACCUCAACGUGGCCAUGAACAGCUAUAGCUCUCUGAAGAACUACUUCAGCCCCUCCAACUGCAUGGACCAACUGCCAGGCUACGAGGACACCCUCACUCAACUCGCUGCUAUCCUCGCUAAGCACUUUGCAGACCCGCGCAUCGUUGGAACAGACAUCAAAGACUCCCUCAUGCAGGCUCUGGCCAGUUACGUGUGUUACCCACAAUCCCUCAGAGCCGUGGAGAGGAUCCCAGAGGAACAACGUGUGUCCAUGAUGAGAAACCUGCUGGCCCCAUAUGAACAGAGGCCCUGGGCUCAGACAAACUGGAUCCUGGUGCGACUGUGGAGGGGUUGUGGGUUUGGGUACAGGUACACACGGCUGCCUCAUCUGCUCAAAACCAAACCAGAGGAUACCAACCUUCCCAGUCUGCAGAAGCCGUGCCCGUCCCUCCUGCUGCAGAGACACAUGGCGGAGCUGCUCUCUCUGGAUAAAGACAUGGCCGCCUCCUUCCUCAAUUCUGUUCUCAACCAGCUCAACUGGGCCUUUUCAGAGUUUAUAGGCAUGAUCCAGGAGAUUCAGCAGGCAGCUGAACGUCCUGAGCGUAACUUUGUGGACACAAGGCAGCUGAAGGUGUGCGCUACGUGUUUCGACCUUUCCGUCAGCCUUCUGCGGGUCCUCGAGAUGACAGUCACCCUGGUCCCGCAGAUCUUCCUCGACUGGACACGCCCCUCCGCUGAACUGCUGCUCAGACGAUUGGCUCAGCUUCUGAACCAGGUGUUAAACAGAGUGACUGCAGAGAGGAACCUCUUCGACCGUGUGGUCAACCUCCGUCUCCCAGGCCUAGAGAGCGUUGACCACUAUCCCAUCCUAGUGGCUGUGACAGGAAUUCUGGUGAGGAUCCUGGUGGACUGUGAGAGACAGGGGGUGUCGCGUGCGGCCUCAGUGCUGUUGUCUGAUCCGUGCUUUCAGCUGCACUCCAUCCAGCACCUCCUGGGGGAAGGAGAGACCUCUCCGGCUACAGCGGUGCUCCCCCAAACCCCCGCAGUACACCCAGGAGACCCCGCUGCAGCCCCCGCAGAACGGAAACACUUCUCCCUACACGCCUAUACAGACUACAUCCACGAGGAGGAAGAGCAGAAGGUGGAACAGAUGUUAGCCUUCCUGACUAUAGAGUCAAAACAGGCCGCAGCCAGUACAGCACCCACCAGUGAGGAAGACCUGUGUCCUAUCUGCUAUGCACACUCCAUCUCUGCUGUCUUCAAACCCUGUUCUCACAAGUCCUGCAAAGCUUGUAUAAAUCAGCACCUGAUGAACAACAAGGACUGUUUCUUCUGCAAGGCCACCAUCACUGGAGUGGAGGACUACAGCAAGAAGCCUACUGCAUCUUAACACCACACACACACGCACACGCACACGCACACACACACACACACACACACACACACACACACACACACACACACCACACGGCUCGGACAACAGAAACCACAUUGAACACACACAGAGCAUACAGGUACACACACACUACCAAAUGACUCACUUUGCCCCCUGACAGCUUAGAAACUCUCCAUAUUGAUCACCAGGCCAGAAAACAGGAACAGUCACUUCUACUCCACAAGCAGUGUUAAUCCGACAGCUCCCCAGAUGAGUCCCAUCUCUCUCCCCUCCACCUGUUAAAUGAUUCCCA